Grammomys surdaster is the source of this 1162-nucleotide messenger RNA. RefSeq names its product complement C1q binding protein (gene C1qbp). The coding region runs from base 71 to 910 and encodes 279 amino acids. Gene Ontology annotation, biological process: cytosolic ribosome assembly. Gene Ontology annotation, cellular component: mitochondrial matrix. Lineage: Eukaryota; Metazoa; Chordata; Mammalia; Rodentia; Muridae. The record is from RefSeq and is a predicted model, not a curated record. The transcript is spliced from 6 exons.
UCCGGCGGCGCGCGAGGUCACACGGUGUCUUGGCCGGGUCGUCCUUCCCUCUGCACGUGUCCGCCCCGCGAUGCUCACUCUGCUACGCUGUGUGCCCCGCGCCCUGGGCGCCGCCGCCACGGGCCUCCGAGCCGCCAUCCCGGCUCCACCGCUUCGGCAUGUACUGCAGCCCGCGCCCCGGCCAUGCCUCCGGCCCUUCGGUUUGCUCAGCGUACGAGCCGGCUCCGCUCGGCGCUCUGGCCUCCUGCAGCCCCCAGUUCCUUGCGCGUGCGGCUGUGGCGCUCUGCACACGGAAGGAGACAAGGCCUUUGUAGAAUUCUUGACUGAUGAAAUUAAGGAAGAAAAGAAGAUACAGAAGCAUAAGUCCCUUCCCAAGAUGUCUGGAGAUUGGGAGCUGGAAGUGAACGGCACAGAGGCUAAAUUAUUGCGCAAAGUUGCUGGAGAAAAGAUCACUGUCACUUUCAACAUUAACAACAGCAUCCCUCCAACAUUUGAUGGUGAGGAGGAGCCUUCACAAGGGCAGAAGGCUGAAGAACAGGAGCCGGAACUGACAUCAACUCCUAAUUUUGUGGUUGAAGUUACAAAGAUUGAUGGCAAGAAGACCCUUGUGCUGGACUGUCAUUAUCCUGAGGAUGAGAUCGGACACGAAGAUGAGGCCGAGAGUGAUAUUUUCUCUAUCAAGGAAGUUAGCUUUCAGGCCACUGGUGACUCUGAGUGGAGGGAUACAAACUACACACUCAACACAGAUUCCCUGGACUGGGCCUUGUAUGACCACCUAAUGGAUUUCCUUGCGGACCGAGGGGUGGAUAACACUUUUGCCGAUGAGUUGGUGGAACUCAGUACAGCCCUAGAGCACCAGGAAUAUAUCACCUUUCUUGAGGACCUCAAAAGUUUUGUCAAGAACCAGUAGAAAUGUCAGAGACUGAAGGCCUUAAUUAAAUGGCAAGCUUUGGCCAGUGAACAAAAGCUACCUUAGCAUCAGAAUUAUGCUUUGAAAUGGCUCUCAUCCUAAUAUCAUAUGGGGGGAAAAAAGCAAGCUUAAAUUAUCGCUGUUACACCUCCAUUUACUAUUCCUUUGGGCUUUUUUUCCUGUACAAAUUUAUUAUUUGCAGAUUUUUGUAUAACAUGAUGAUGGACAAUAAAUCUGACUUUAUCUCCUCCA